UCAACUUCUCUUUCGACCCGUUCUGUCCAGUCACCGACACAUAAGUAGGAAAUCAUGAACUGGGGUUCUCUGGAAGAGCUCCUUAGCGGAGUUAACAAAUACUCCACUGCCUUUGGCCGAGCCUGGCUCUCUAUGGUGUUCAUCUUCCGGGUCAUGGUGUUUGUGGUAGCGGCUCAGCGUGUGUGGGGGGAUGAGAGCAAAGACUUUGUCUGCAACACUGAACAGCCAGGCUGUACCAAUGUGUGUUACGACCACUUUUUCCCCAUCUCACACAUCCGUCUCUGGGCCCUGCAGCUCAUUUUUGUCACUUGCCCAUCGCUCAUGGUCACAGGUCAUGUCAAAUACAGGGAGAUGAAGGAUUUGAAGUAUGCUAAACAACACAAGGGGAAGCACAUGUACGCCCACCCUGAAAAGAAACGUGGAGGGCUUUGGUGGACAUAUUUGCUAAGCCUUAUCUUCAAGGCUGGCUUUGAUGCUGGCUUCCUCUACGUCCUGUACUACGUCUACGAGGGUUAUGACAUGCCACGCUUGUCCAAGUGCUCCGUGUUCCCCUGUCCUAAUACAGUGGAUUGCUACAUAUCCCGACCCACAGAGAAAAAGAUCUUCACCCUCUUCAUGGUGGUCUCCUCUGCUGUCUGUAUCUUCAUGUGUAUCUGUGAGAUGAUCUACCUCAUCUUCAAACGUAUCGAAAAGUUUACGAAAAAGGUCCAACACAGGUCCUAUUCUUCACUCAGAGUGGAUCCUACAGCAUCAAAUCAGAACAUCACCAACAAUAAAGUGAAAAAAACGCUUUCCAAAGCGGAGGUCUCCAACAAGGAGUCCGAAACCUUUACGUGGUCAAAGGAGGUAAAAUCUUCAGUCAGAGUAGAUCCUACAGCAACAAAUCAGAACAUCACCGACAGUGGAGUGGAAGAAAAGUCUACUGUGAAGGUCCUUAACAAGGAGUCCGCGACCUCUAGCUUGCCCUCGGAGGAAAAAUCUUCAGAUGCCCUCCUGAUUCACUGGAUAAGCCUGGUCCUUCUACCCCCCUUGGAAGGAGUAAUUAUAGUCACACUGAGCAAGGGGAAACCUUCACCAGAUCUGUUCAAGCCCACUUCUGAAAAACCCGGUGACAGUCCAUUCCGUCGCUCCUCUGGACCCAACGCUAGUCUGCCU
Molecule: messenger RNA, 1155 nt
Organism: Cyprinodon variegatus (sheepshead minnow)
Lineage: Eukaryota; Metazoa; Chordata; Actinopteri; Cyprinodontiformes; Cyprinodontidae
Product: gap junction beta-4 protein-like
Exons: 3
Biological process (GO): cell communication
Cellular component (GO): connexin complex
Source: RefSeq, a predicted model, not a curated record